AUGGUUCCGAAACCGCAAAAUGCGACUGUUCAGUCGGUCACCCACCGCCCGCUGCCGCCUCUCCCAAAGCUCCGCGUUAGACGACCGAACAAGCCCGAGACAAACCCUUGCCUAGGCCUCAUGUCUUCAGUUCUGGGAUGCUGGGCAUCGUCAGGACAAGCAGCAGCUGCCCAAGGCUGUGCGCAGCUCGAACAGAGACUACGGCAGUGCAUGGAUGCACCACGCGACACCAACCCGAAGAAAAACAACAUCAACUACCACCUCUCACGCAUGUAUCCCAACAUCGUCGGGCCUCACAAGCGGAACUAG
Didymosphaeria variabile is the source of this 309-nucleotide messenger RNA. It is a transcript of the gene MRP10, whose product is annotated as 40S ribosomal protein mrp10. The record is from RefSeq and is a predicted model, not a curated record. The transcript has 3 exons. NCBI's taxonomy places the organism in Eukaryota, Fungi, Ascomycota, Dothideomycetes, Pleosporales, Didymosphaeriaceae. Gene Ontology annotation, biological process: mitochondrial translation. Gene Ontology annotation, molecular function: structural constituent of ribosome. Gene Ontology annotation, cellular component: mitochondrial small ribosomal subunit. The coding region runs from base 1 to 309 and encodes 102 amino acids.